AUGGGCACUAUACUCGAGAAAACCGGCUCAGUGCAUAUCAACGAUGGGAUGCUGAAAGAGUUGGAAGAGCAGCUGUCUGACUCUAGGGUUCUGACGCCCGACUCAGAGGGGUAUCAUGCUGCAACGGAGCGUUGGUCAAACACAGCGGAGAAGGAGGCGAGCCUCGUCGUCGUUCCCGGAAAUGAGGAGGAUAUUUCGAAGACUAUUAGUUUCGUCCAAAAAUACGGGCUUGACCUUGCAAUCGUGGGAGGAGGCCAUUCAACUUCUGGGGCGGGAUCGACGCAGGGUGGGGUAUUGAUUAGCCUGUCGAGGAUGCGUCGCGUCACGGCAGACCCUGCGAAGCGCACUGUGACCGCUCAAGGUGGCGCUCUGUGGGAGGAUGUUGAUCGGGAGGCAGCAGCGCACGACUUGGCAACUGUAGGAGGCGUUGUGAAUCACACGGGUGUCGGCGGCCUGACCCUAGGUGGGGGUUAUGGCUGGCUGAGUGGCCAGUAUGGACUGGUGAUUGACAACUUGCUCCGUGUCAAGCUGGUUUUGGCGGAUAGCCGCAUACUGACAGCUUCGGCGGAGGAAAACCCAGAGCUCUUCUGGGCGAUCAGGGGCGCAGGGCACAAUUUUGGAGUGGUCAGCGAGUUCACAUUCAAAGCGUUCGAGCAGAAAAGAGAGGUGUAUGCUGGACUUCUUGCAUUCACGCCUGAUAAGCUCGAGCAGGUCAUCGAGUUCGCAAAUCACCUCGUGGGAGAUGAUACUGCCGAUGGCCGGUCCGCGAUCUACUGCUUUUUGGCUGUGCCACCGGGAAGUUCCGAACCAACAAUUGUUUGUUGCGUCGUGUCGAAUACUUCCGAGGAAGAAGGGCAAACGCGCUUUGCGGAUCUCCUGGCCCUCAAUCCAGUCAUGAAUUCGGUCAAUGCACUGCUGAACGAUGUAGCAGUGGCUGGGGAUCGGAAAAGCAUGAAGGGGUUUUCUUUCGUAUUACCGAUGCGUCCUGAAUUUGUGCGAACGAUGUUUGACGAGUAUGCCCGCAUAAUCAAGGAAGAACCAGAUUGUAUCAAGACCUUUGUUGUCUUUGAGUUUCUUCAAAUGGGCAAAGUCGUCAGUCAUUCACAGCCAGGGAUGGCCUUUGCUAACCGUGGAGGGUUUUUAAAUGGAGGCGUAUGGAUGUGGUGGAAGGAUCCAACAAUCGAUUCCACAGCGCGCGCCGCCGGCAGGUACCUCAAAGGCCUGACCGUGCAAGAGUUGGAAAAGGAUCUCAAAAACAAUCGACCAGCGUCAGACAAAGUUAUGAUUUACUCAAACUUUGUUGAGACUGGAGAUAAGAGCUUGGAGGAGCUUUUUGGACCCAACCUGGACCGCCUUAAGAAGCUCAAAAGAAAGUAUGAUCCGAACAAUGUUUUCAAUAAGAUGCACCCUAUCCACACAGAAUGA
Molecule: messenger RNA, 1425 nt
Organism: Penicillium brevicompactum
Lineage: Eukaryota; Fungi; Ascomycota; Eurotiomycetes; Eurotiales; Aspergillaceae
Product: FAD-binding oxidoreductase
Exons: 4
Coding region: 1-1425 (474 amino acids)
Molecular function (GO): oxidoreductase activity; FAD binding
Source: RefSeq, a predicted model, not a curated record